AUGAAAGUUAUGAACAGCUGUUGCUUACGUGGUCAAGGGGAUCAUUCACAACCAGCUUCAUUGAGUUUCGCAACUUGUGUACGUGACAGAUGUGGUGCAGAAUUAUGGGGAUGUAAUAUUAAAAAACGUCAUACUGGUUUUCUAACUGACCAAGAAAUGAAUAUAUUAAACAGAAAGAAAGCAAAGCUGAGGAUAAGUAUGUAUUAUCUCCAAUUUGGAAAACGUUUAAUUGUUUGA
Molecule: messenger RNA, 237 nt
Organism: Heterobilharzia americana
Lineage: Eukaryota; Metazoa; Platyhelminthes; Trematoda; Strigeidida; Schistosomatidae
Source: the annotation of a GenBank genome assembly